CGACUGGCCAAUGGAUCAUCUAUUAUGCAAUAUGGCGGGCAACAGUCGCAACUCGUCCUACAAUUGUCUAUCAUCAUGGGACUCCUACGAUCGUAUACCCAGAGUGCGUGUGGAGUACUAUGUGAAUGAAAAUACAUUCAAAGAAAGACUGCAACUCUAUUUCAUUAAGAAUCAGCGUUCAAGCUUACGCAUACGAAUUGCCGAUUUAUUCCUUAAGUUACUGUCGUGUGUUCUCUACAUAAUACGUGUGAUAUUGGAUAAAAAUCCAACAUUUAUAACAUGCUAUGGCUGCGAAGUGGCCAAUAAGACAGAGUUUAUCAUCUCUGCCAAGCUGACGGAGGAGGAGUUCCAGGAGAAUCCAAUUAUUAACUGGGAUGCAAUACUCUGGGUGAAUCGUCCCACGGUGCUCUGGGUGCUACAAUUACUUCUGGCCAUGGUCUCGUUAACUCAAUCUUUGGUUCUUACAUAUCUAGGCUAUAAGGGCAACAUAUGGCAGCAAAUACUCUCAUUUCACUUUAUACUAGAAUUAGUAACGACAAUACCCUUUGCACUAACGAUUGUGCAUCCACCGCUGCGCAAUCUUUUCAUACCAAUUUUUCUAAAUUGCUGGCUGGCCAAGCGCUCGCUGGAGAACAUGUUUAACGAUUUGCAUCGCGCCAUGCAAAAAUCACAAUCGGCUUUGUCGCAGCAGUUGACCAUUUUGUCGGCCACAUUGCUGUGCUUGGUCUUCACCAGUGUUUGUGGCAUACAGCACUUUCAGCGCGCCGGGCAUCGCCAUUUGAAUCUAUUCCAGAGCACCUACUAUGUGGUUGUGACCUUCUCCACGGUUGGCUACGGUGAUUUUGUGCCGGACAUUUGGCCAUCACAGCUGUAUAUGGUCAUCAUGAUUUGUGUGGCGCUGAUUGUGCUGCCCACGCAGUUUGAGCAGCUGGCUUUCACUUGGAUGGAGCGCCAGAAAUUGGGCGGCAGCUACUCAUCGCAUCGGGCUCAGAGCGAGAAGCAUGUAGUUGUAUGCUCGACUACGCUGCACGCGGAUACGAUAAUGGACUUUCUGAACGAGUUCUAUGCGCAUCCCCUGCUGCAGGACUUCUAUGUGGUGCUGCUCAGUCCCAUGGAGCUGGACACAACGAUGCGAAUGAUAUUGCAAGUGCCCAUUUGGGCGCAGCGCGUCAUCUACAUACAGGGCUCCUGCUUGAAGGAUGGCGAUUUGGCGCGAGCGCGCAUGAACGAGGCGGAGGCGUGUUUCAUAUUGGCAGCUCGCAACUAUGCGGAUAAAACGGCUGCCGACGAGCACACCAUCCUGCGCUCCUGGGCCGUCAAGGACUUUGCGCCGAAUGUGCCGCAAUAUGUGCAGAUAUUCAGACCGGAGCACAAGCUGCAUGUGAAGUUCGCCGAGCACGUGGUCUGCGAGGAUGAGUUCAAGUACGCGCUGCUGGCCAACAAUUGCACCUGCCCAGGCGCCAGCACACUGGUCACCCUGCUGUUGCACACAUCACGCGGACAGGAAGGCCAACAGUCGCCGGAGGAAUGGCAUCGUCUCUAUGGCAAAUGCUCGGGCAAUGAAAUUUAUCAUAUUGUUCUCGGCGACAGUCGCUUCUUUGGAGAGUACGAGGGCAAAAGUUUUACCUAUGCCAGCUUUCAUUCGCAUCGCAAGUACGGUGUUGCUUUGGUGGGCGUGCGUCCGGCCGAGCUGCCCGAAUUCUAUGAGGAUACCAUACUGCUAAAUCCAGGACCCAGGCACAUUAUGAAAAAGGAUGACACGUGCUAUUAUAUGAGCAUUACCAAGGAGGAGAAUUCGGCAUUUGUCGUUAAUCAAAAUCAAACUACGGACACAACAACGGCAGCCAGCAAAGAUGGUGGUGCCGCCGGAAGUGGUGCUGGCACCACCCAUUCGCAUACAGCAACUGCCAAUACAACAACAUCAACAACAAUACAAUCAACAACUAAAACAACAACAACAAGAACAACAGCUACAACAAUUAGCACGACUUUCACAUCAUCAACAUUAUUAUCAGCAUCAGCAUCAACAACAACAACAGCAACCGCUUUGAAUCAAGCGGCGAUUGCACCAGUGCCGUCUGUUUGUGUUCGUGUGCCCCACAGUCCCACAUACGACUCUGGCGCCGGCACGCCCAUAACCGAGCGGCAUCACUUGCAACCGUAUCCGUAUCCGCCACCGUCACCGUCACCGUCACCGUUAUCGUUACCGUUACCGCCACCGUAUCCGUAUCCGCAAAUGCAACAACAAACAUGUGACAGUGAUUAUACAACACUAUUUGUGCCCUGCGACAACCCAACGGCUGUGAUAAUAUCGGACUCGAGGCAAAAUCUAAAGGACACAACUGUCAGCACAACCCAAAUGCCGACGGCGGCAACAACAACGACCACAAUAACAACAACAACGCUGCCGCUGACAAUGGGCGGGUCGGCAGCUGGCAGCAGUGGGGCAGGCGCUCAGCCGGGCUCCAGCGGCAGCGGGGGCCUCGGCGUGGGUCUCAACAUGGGCACCUCGCUGAGCAUAACACCUGCCACGCUGACCACCACGGGCAAUCAUCUGGACGUGCCCUAUGCCAACAAUCCCAAUCUGCUCAGUCCCGAUGUGCUCAAUCAGCGUAGAGGCAGUCGCAGACCCUCCAUAUUGCCUGUGCCGGAUAUGUUCACCUCCUCCUCGUUUAGCAUAGCCGGCAACGAUGAUGGCGAGGAGGGCGACGAGAGCGACGACGAGAUUGACGAUGAAAUGCCCUGGCGUUCGCCCUCUGAGAAAAUUGCCAUUGUCAAGGGUUUUCCGCCAGUUUCACCUUUCAUUGGUGUCAGUCCGACGCUUUGCUACCUGCUCAAAGAGAAGAAGCCGCUCUGCUGCCUCCAGCUGGCCCAGGUCUGUGAGCACUGCAGCUAUCGCAAUGCCAAGGAGUAUCAGUGGCAGAACAAGACCAUCAUUCUGGCCGCGGACUAUGCCUCGAAUGGCAUCUAUAACUUCAUCAUACCGCUGCGUGCUCAUUUCCGGUCCAAGACCUCGCUGAAUCCCAUUAUUUUGCUGCUGGAGCGUCGACCAGAUGUCGCUUUUCUCGAUGCGCUCUCCUACUUUCCACUGGUAUAUUGGAUGCUCGGUUCCAUUGACUGUCUGGAUGAUCUGCUGCGUGCUGGCAUUACGCUCGCCGAGAGUGUUGUUGUGGUCAACAAGGAGCUAUCCAAUUCAGCCGAGGAGGAUUCACUCUCCGACUGCAACACAAUUGUCGCUGUGCAGAAUAUGUUCAAAUUCUUUCCGAGCAUCAAGAGCAUCACCGAGUUGUCGCAGAGUUCGAAUAUGCGCUUCAUGCAGUUCCGGGCACACGACAAAUACGCCCUGCAUCUGAGCAAAAUGGAAAAGCGCGAGAAGGAGCGCGGUUCGCACAUCUCCUACAUGUUUCGGCUGCCCUUUGCCGCUGGCGCCGUCUUCAGUGCCUCCAUGCUGGACACGCUGCUCUACCAGGCCUUUGUCAAGGAUUAUGUGAUUACCUUUGUGCGCCUGCUGCUGGGCAUAGAUCAGGCGCCUGGCAGCGGUUUUCUCACCUCGAUGCGCAUUACCAAGGAUGAUAUGUGGAUACGCACGUAUGGGCGCUUGUAUCAGAAACUCUGCUCGACCACCUGCGAAAUACCGAUUGGUAUUUAUCGCACACAGGAUACCUCAAAUGCGGAUACUUCACAUGUGAGUAACUCGCCGGUCGAAAGAUGGGGACCCUUCUCCGCCUUCAGCAGGCAUUGUGUGCGCUUGCGUCCAUCGUAUGAUGAGGAAACCGGCACGCCCGAUUCCACCAAGGAUAGCACGGAAAUGCUGCGAGGUGUUACCUAUCGUCCGCCCUCAUCUGGCGGUGGCGUCGGUGGUGGUCCAGCUGCUGGUCCAGCUGGUGCUGGUGGUGCUGGUGGUGGCUCGGCCAGUUACCGUCCGCGCCAGAAGUCGGUCAACUGUCUGGGCGGCUGUUCGGAGCGUAAGGGAUCAUCCUACUCCAUUAAUUUGGCGGACGAGGCGCGCGAUAAUCACGCCCAGCAGAUCGAAAGAGCCGAAAUUGCCAAUCUGGUGCGCAGUCGCAUGGAAUCACUGAAUCUACCGACCAUUGACUAUGAUGAUGUCAGCGAGAAGCGCAACCAUCUGUCCUAUGUGAUAAUCAAUCCAAGCUGUGAUCUUAAGCUGGAGGAGGGCGAUCUGAUCUAUUUGGUGCGCCCGUCGCCGUUUUCGGCGCAAAAGACAUUCGAGCGACAUAAUUCGCGCCGCAAAUCGAACAUUUCGUUCUGUUCGAAUAUCAAUUUGGGCGCCACAUGCGGCCAACAAAUGCCAAAUAUGCCCAACACCGCCGUCGGAGCUGGUUCGCGCCGCGGCUCCGGCAUCGCCGGUUUGAACCCCAUGCAAAUGCAGAGCGUUCAGACAUUGGCCGGGUAUGGAUCCUCGCAGCGCUGUACGCCCCCGAUGCAGCAAAUUAAAUCGAAUUCUCUUUCUCUACCCGACAGUCCGACGGUGGUUGGCUCACAGCGCGGCAGGAGUAACUCAUUGCGGAUCGAUAAUGACAUACUGCUGCGUCGCUCCUCGUCGCUGCGCCAGGGCUUGCCCAGCGUGGGCGUCAGCCAUGGCCGGCGCAAGUCGUCGCUGGAGGAGAUCGGCAUCAGCCAUUUCACGACGCUGAUGCAGGCAACGAAUCACAGCAAUCCCAUCAAGAUAUCGCUCAACGGCAGCAUCGGCAUGGAGAAUCAGAUCUCGUUGCAGGUGACGCCGCCGGAGGAGCCGACACCCAUGUUGGGCGUGCCCUGCGUUUUGGGCGGCGGCGGCGUGGGUGGCAUUAAUCCCUCAGCGCUUGGGGGCAGCGCUGGCGGCGGCGGCAGCGGCGGCAUGCUGGGCGCCAGCUCAUCGCUGGCCAUAAAUACGGCAGAUCUGGGACCCGGACCGAGCACCUCAUCGGGCGCCUCGCUGCAGGCGCAGGACUCGCUGCCGCAGUCGUCGCAGGCGCCGUCGCCGCAGCAUCUGCAGGGCACGAUUGUAUGAUACAACCUGAUGUGGGGUCGUCGACUCCGCUCCUCGAUGUCCAAGAACAAAUGGAUAUAGAAUACGGCCAGCACACACAGACGUAGAGAUAAGUUCUAGCGGCAGCAGCUUAUCAAGUCAAGCUGCUAACCCAAAACCAAAUCCAAAACUAUUUACAUAAACGAAUUAGAGAUGAUUGCGUGCCGAUAUUUCGUGACACGACGGCACAUGAACACGCAUCGAUAUUAUUUUUCAAACGCACGCGAUUCCCUGACUUGGGCUUCAUUUGCGUGGCGUUACAAAGGCGUAGGGCGUGGCCACGCUGCAGCUGGCGGAGGCGCUGGUGCACUUGCAGCUCUUGCCGGAGGGCGCCUUCCGGUUGACCAGGCAGAGCCGGGCAUCGGUGCAGCCGCCGUUAUUGAUCUGGCACUGGCUCUGGUACUGCGGGCAGUUCUGCUCGACGGCGGUCAUGCCGUACAUCUUGUGGCUGCCAAAGAAGGGCGUCUGUAUGGGCUUCUGGCGUACGCCCGCGCUGUCCACGCUCUCCAGUUUCUUGCUGUAGGGGCGAGGAGAGGUAUUUAAAGAGUUGCAGCUUAUAGAGUGGAUGGCACCUACGUUGUCCAGUCGGUCCAGUAGAAUUGAUCCUGCGUAAAGGUCAGCCCGAAGGGAUAGGACAGUUCCUGGGAUAUGGUGCGUAUCUGUCGGCUCUGUGCACUGAUGCACUCCACCUUCUUGGUGCCCGCGUCCGCAUAACACAGUUCUCCGCUGUGCUCGAGCACCACCAACGAGUUGGGCAGCUUGACGGCAUCGGCGCCCAGCAAGAGCUCCCGGCCAGUGCCAUCCAGAUCGGAGUACUCUAUCUUUGGGUUCGAGCGAUCCCAGUCGGACCAGUAGAGUUUCCUAAAAAAGCGAGUCAACGUUUUAAAGCACAACUCAACACAAGGUUUCACUUGCUGCACUCACUCUCUGUAGGGAUCCACGGCAAUGCCACGUGGAUUCACCAGCUGCUUGUUAAUGAUGACAGCGCGCAACGUAGGAUCAUCCAGGCUGGCCACCUCAAUGGUGUCCUUCACCGAGUCCGUCCAGUAGAGCCGGCGCGAGAUGACAUCAAUGGCAAUGCCCUCGGGUGAUUCAAUGUCUGCAAUGGAUGGCAUUAUCAGCGCCAGCUUAUGAGCUCAAAGAUCCUCCGGUUUUUACCUGUGCUGAUGAAGAUGCGCUCAUCGGUGCCGUCGUAUUUGGCGCUGAUGAUCUUCUUGGCCGAAAUGUCGCCCCAGUAGACGCGUCCCUCCACGCAGUCCUUGUCCAGGCCAAUGGCCAUCGAGGCCACCUUGAUGGGCUGCACAUCGCGUCCAUUCAGAGGCACACGCACUAUGACCACGCCCUGGCUGACAAUCAGGAAAUUGGAGUCGUGUUGUUGACGCUCAAAGCAAACGGAGCCAUUGCCAUAGAAACCUUGCAAUGUACAAUGGAUGAUUAGAUGGAAUUCGAGGAUAAUACAAACAGAAACUAUGCUAAGAAAUUUGAAGGUGAUUCUCUUAUUUCUAAUUUCAUAAUUUUAAUAUUUAAAUAAUCGAUUAAUUGAAAAUUUUUAUUAAUUUUGUUUUAUUGAUCAUUUUAUUUUGAAGAAAUAAUUAAUUAAUAAGUGAGAUAACAAAUUAA
Messenger RNA from Drosophila montana, 6649 nucleotides. It is a transcript of the gene SLO2, whose product is annotated as slowpoke 2. The transcript is spliced from 29 exons. Gene Ontology annotation, molecular function: intracellular sodium-activated potassium channel activity; outward rectifier potassium channel activity. Gene Ontology annotation, cellular component: plasma membrane. The record is from RefSeq and is a predicted model, not a curated record. The coding region runs from base 11 to 5011 and encodes 1666 amino acids. Lineage: Eukaryota; Metazoa; Arthropoda; Insecta; Diptera; Drosophilidae. Gene Ontology annotation, biological process: potassium ion transmembrane transport.